UCAUUGAAAUACUGGAACUACUAUGAAGUCUUCCUGGUUUUCACUCAUCUUGGCAGUGCUCAGUACUGAACUGCUAAGAAGUCACUGUUCCACUGUCAAGUCCCCAAGGUUUAGAGGACGUGUGCUGCAGGAGAGAAAAAAUAUCAGACCAAAUAUCAUCCUCGUACUCACAGAUGAUCAAGAUGUGGAGCUAGGGUCUUUGCAAGUGAUGAAUAAAACCAGGAGGAUUAUGGAGAAUGGAGGGGCCACUUUUAUCAAUGCAUUUGUAACCACCCCAAUGUGCUGCCCAUCGCGUUCUUCCAUGCUGACUGGGAAGUAUGUGCACAACCACAACAUAUACACCAACAAUGAAAACUGCUCUUCUCCCUCAUGGCAGGCUACUCAUGAGCCACGUACCUUCGCUGUGUAUCUCAAUAACACUGGGUAUAGAACAGCUUUUUUUGGAAAAUACCUCAAUGAAUACAAUGGCAGCUACAUCCCUCCUGGGUGGAGAGAGUGGGUUGGAUUAGUGAAGAAUUCUCGCUUCUAUAAUUACACCAUUUCUCGCAAUGGUAACAAAGAGAAGCAUGGAUUUGAUUAUGCAAAGGACUACUUCACAGACCUAAUCACUAAUGAGAGCAUUAAUUACUUCAGAAUGUCUAAGAGGAUAUAUCCCCAUAGGCCCAUAAUGAUGGUCAUCAGCCACGCUGCGCCCCAUGGCCCUGAGGAUUCGGCACCACAGUUCUCAGAGCUCUACCCCAAUGCUUCACAGCAUAUCACUCCCAGCUAUAACUAUGCACCAAACAUGGAUAAGCACUGGAUCAUGCAGUAUACAGGGCCCAUGCUGCCUAUCCACAUGGAGUUUACAAAUGUCUUGCAGCGCAAAAGGCUUCAGACCCUGAUGUCUGUUGACGACUCUAUGGAAAGAUUGUACCAAAUGCUUGCAGAGAUGGGAGAACUGGAGAAUACCUACAUUAUUUACACUGCUGACCAUGGUUACCAUAUCGGGCAGUUCGGACUGGUCAAGGGGAAGUCAAUGCCAUAUGACUUUGAUAUUCGAGUUCCUUUCUUUAUUCGUGGUCCAAGUGUAGAGCCAGGAUCAGUAGUGCCUCAGAUAGUUCUGAAUAUUGAUCUCGCUCCAACAAUUCUGGAUAUAGCAGGACUUGACACACCUCCAGAUAUGGAUGGUAAAUCUGUCCUAAAGCUUCUGGACUUGGAGAGACCAGGAAACAGAUUUCGAACAAACAAGAAGACCAAAAUUUGGCGUGACACAUUUCUGGUGGAAAGAGGCAAAUUUCUGCGUAAGAAGGAGGAACCCAACAAAAACACUCAGCAGUCUAAUCAACUACCAAAAUAUGAGAGAGUAAAAGAAUUAUGCCAGCAAGCAAAAUACCAGACAGCCUGUGAACAACCAGGGCAG
Molecule: messenger RNA, 1399 nt
Organism: Melopsittacus undulatus (budgerigar)
Lineage: Eukaryota; Metazoa; Chordata; Aves; Psittaciformes; Psittaculidae
Product: extracellular sulfatase Sulf-1-like
Biological process (GO): positive regulation of vascular endothelial growth factor production; glomerular basement membrane development; heparan sulfate proteoglycan metabolic process
Cellular component (GO): plasma membrane; cell surface; endoplasmic reticulum
Molecular function (GO): N-acetylglucosamine-6-sulfatase activity; glycosaminoglycan binding
Source: RefSeq, a predicted model, not a curated record